AUGCCGGUGAUGGACGAGUUACCCGCGAUGGCGGAUGUCAUUAUCCUUGGCACUGGUCUUCCAGAGUCCAUCAUUGCGGCUGCGUGCGCACGAGCUGGCCUCAGCGUUCUUCACCUCGACAGGAACAAUUUUUAUGGGGAUUUGUGGUCAUCAUUCAAUAUUCGAACCAUCGAUCAGUGGAUUACAAAUGAUCGCAGAAACGGCACCGUGUCUGAUGUCGACCCGGAGUCUCUGCUACGCAGUGGUGAACAGUUCAUUGCGGCCGGUUGUCAUUCCUUCGUUGAAAAUGUACGUCAGCAUCCUCACAGCGAGUAA
Messenger RNA from Gongylonema pulchrum, 315 nucleotides. NCBI's taxonomy places the organism in Eukaryota, Metazoa, Nematoda, Chromadorea, Rhabditida, Gongylonematidae. The record is from the annotation of a GenBank genome assembly.